Messenger RNA from Salvelinus namaycush (lake trout), 6234 nucleotides. RefSeq names its product myotubularin-related protein 14-like. The record is from RefSeq and is a predicted model, not a curated record. The transcript is spliced from 19 exons. NCBI's taxonomy places the organism in Eukaryota, Metazoa, Chordata, Actinopteri, Salmoniformes, Salmonidae. Bases 740 to 2689 code for a protein of 649 amino acids. Gene Ontology annotation, molecular function: phosphatidylinositol-3-phosphate phosphatase activity. Gene Ontology annotation, biological process: dephosphorylation.
UGCUGGUUUCAACUUCCUGUUUACCACUUGUUUCUUGAGACAGAUCACGGAUUUCAACACUUGCACAUUCGUGUGAUUUUGAUCGAGAACAACAAAUACGCAUUUGAAUCCCUGCAGCUACGGAAUUAAUCGUUUAGGAAACGUUCAUAUUUUUUGUCAUCUUUGCCUAGCGGAAAUGAAGACGUGACAUUGAGGAAACGCGUGACUAGGCCAGGAGUCCUUGAGAUUUCCUGAGGCAGGCCCCCGGACUACAUGAUUGAAGCUCGUAACGUUAGUAUUACUCUGUCAACACCAAACAUACGCGUGAUGAGGGCAAGGACUACAAACAAGUCAGCUGGGUGAUUGUCUGCAUUACAUUUUAAAGGCUAACUUUUGGUAAUGUGGUGGUUUUAUCUUGGAGCGUGGAUACGUUCUAAAAUGAGCUAAGUUAACUAGAUAAAGUUAGCUAACGUUAGUCAACCAAAUCCACCACCUCCGGCUUAGUUAGCCACGUUAGCUACAGCGUUCUUGCCUGGCCAGUUUUGCCUGGAAAGUUUAGCUAGACGUCCUUGUUUGUAGAGGGUUCCAACCCGGCGGUGCCCUGCAUUCAGGGAAAAUACCCGGCCCCGGCCCCUUCAAGCGGGCAGUCAGAAAUAAACUGGCUGGGAAGGGAUGGCCUGGUGGCUCUUCCCGUUCCCAAUGUGCUGCGGUGUUUGAGGGCGGACGAGUUCGGAUAGAGCCCAAGGUGGGUCGCGGCACGAUGAUGGCUGCAUCCCCGUCUGUGUCUGGGAGCCUAACGGCCUCCGGACUAACGUUGUCCGGCAGAAAGAGCGAAGAAAUAGCGGAUUUGAUAGAUUUGUUUUCGAAGACACAGUACAGAGCGAAAGAAGUCUCCCGACGGGUCGAGACGAUAGAGAAGCGUUGCUUGGAACUCUUCGGUCGAGACUACAAGUACAGUGUCAUCCACAACACCAACGGCGAGGUGUGUGGCCACUACCCACAGCAGAUAGUCUUCCUGGAGUAUGAAAGCACUGAGCUCCAUAAAGACAGAUUUGAGAGCACGGUCCAGAUCACCAAGCUGCAGGACCUGGUGAACCGCAGCAAGAUGGCCCGCUGCCGAGGGAGGUUCGUCUGCCCAGUCAUCCUCUACAAUGGCAAACAUAUUUGUCGGUCGUCCACUUUGGCAGGCUGGGGGGAGCUAUACGGACGCACCGGCUACAACUACAUCUUCUCCGGGGGUACUGAUGACACGUGGGGGGCAGAGUCCGAGCCAGAGGUUCCAGAGGACGACAGUGUGAGGAACGGGGACUCUCAGCUCUUUGACAAGGUGCGGGGUCUGGACAUCAAGCUGCUGCGCUACCUCUCCGUGCGCUACAUCUGUGACCUCAUGGUGGAGAACAAGAAGGUUAAGUUUGGCCUUAAUGUCACCUCGUCUGAGAAGGUGGAUAAGGCCCAACGCUAUGCGGACUUCACCCUGCUCUCUGUGCCUUACCCGGGGUGUGAGUUCUUUAAGGACUACAAAGAUCGAGACUACGUCGCUGAGGGACUAGUAUUCAACUGGAAUCAGGAUUUUGUGGAUGCUCCUUUGACAAUCCCUGCGUGCUUUACCAAGAACUUGAAUAUAAACUGGAGUGAAUAUCAGUCUUGGGACCUGGUCCAUCAGACCCAGAACUACCUGAAGCUGCUGCUUCACAUCAUCAACAGCGACGAUCAGAGCGGUCUCCUGGUUCACUGCAUAUCCGGUUGGGACCGGACGCCUCUUUUCGUGUCCCUCCUGCGGCUCUCACUGUGGGCAGAUGGUGCCGUCCACGCCAGCCUGGAGCCUGCUGAAAUCCUCUAUCUGACAAUCGCCUACGACUGGUUCCUCUUUGGUCAUAUGCUGCCUGAUCGCCUCACCAAAGGAGAGGAGAUUUUCUUUUUUUGCUUCAAUUUUUUGAAGCACAUUGUCUCAGAGAAGUUCUCUGCCAUGAAGAAACAGAGGAGGAAAAACUCUCAUUUCAAAGACACUGAUUUCACAGUGGACGACCUCUGCAAGUUGAAGUCCAGGGAGUCCAGGGGCAGCGUGACCAGUUUGAGCAGUGACUUCUCUCUGAUCACGGAGGACGCGGGCGGAGCCUCCAGCCUCACCAAUGAGGCCGUGGACCUGUUCUCCGGCCAGCCUCUGGGAGCCUCCAGCUGGAGGAAGGGACACACCUCGUCCCCCCAGACGGUGCUGUGGAACCGGCCCGACCCCAUGCAUGAGCGUCUGGCCCAUCCCCUCAGCCAAGAGGCCAAGUCUUCCAGCUCCUCCUCCUCCAACCAAUCGGAGCAGGGCUUCACACGCGCCGGCAGCAGUCCUAUGUCUGUGCCUGGGAGAAGGCUGGCGGCGGAGUACGCCCGAUCCGGCUCCUCCCUCUCCACGGACUACGGCAGCUGGCAGCUCGUGUCGGGCUGCGGCUCCAUCCACGACCAUGGACAGGUCGCCACCGCCGCCGCCAACGACUCGCCCCUCCCCUUUAGCUUCCAGGACGAGGGGCCCAGCGGACGCAUGUGCCCGUCCCCCUCGGAGCGUCAGGUUCGUCUGGAGGCGGUGAGGGAGGUGUUCCUUGCAGCCUACAGCUCCACUGUGGGCCUGAAGUCCAGCGCGCCCAGCCCCUCCGGCGCCAUCACAGGCCUUCUGGAGCAGUUUGCCCGUGGCGUUGGCCUCCGGGGCACCAACAGCAUCAUCUGAUCUAGGAUUAUGUCACCCACUGCAAAUGUGAAAUCUGGGCCCGUGGUUAUCGUAUUCAUAAAGCGUCUGAGUAGGAGUUCUGAUCUAGGAUCAGUUUUUCCUCUUAGAUCAAAAUGAAUACAAUCAUAUUGACAGGCAUGACCUGAUUCUAGAUCUACCCUCCUACUGUGAGGCUCUUUGUGAAUAUGUUCCCCUCCCCCUCCUUCACCUCCCUUCCGCUUAACCCCGUCCUGUAACACCUUGUGGUUGAAUUGCGAUCCACGAUCAGUGUUCAUUUUGUCGGGGAAAGCCACAUCCUGUUUCGUAUGGACUCUAAUAAAAUAAAAAGUGCAAGUUUCUCUACUCUAUCCAGGUGCUGAAGCGUCUUAAAAAAAAGCAUUUUAUAUAUAUCAACCCCAGAUUAAAAAAAAAAAAAAAAAAAAAUCUCUUUCCAUUUUUUAAUUAUUUUUUUAUUCAUGCCUUCCAACUUACUCUCUGGACUUUUGCCUUUUUUUGUUUGCACAUUUCUGUCAAUUCAGGGAGUGGUUCGGGGGGGAUAACAAUGCCAGCCACAGUAUCAAAAAGGGACAGCUGGCCAUUGAAUAAAAAAAUGUGCAGUGUGGUUUAGAACAAAACUUCAUUUUAUCUUUGUGGUUGGUGCUAAGAACGUGGUCAGAGUACAAUGGACUUUUUACACGGAGAGCUUUUUAUGUGGAGUUCUUCCUUUUCUGUUUUUAAAAUAAUUAUUUUAGGAUUCAACGUGCUGAUCGUCCUAAAUGGAGGAGACCAACCUUCUCUUUUCUUCAGUGACUGAACUCAUGAAAGCUGCUAUUCAGUGCUGAAUCAAGCGGAAGCAUAACUCAUAUCAUUGUAGUGGAUACUGUGGUUUACAUACAAAUGGCACUAGUCAAGUGUGUCAGGGCAAAAGAAAUAUGUUUCUUUUUAUAACCUAAUUAGGCGUAGAAAAGUCUGUCAAGCUGGAUGUAGAAUGUAAUAUGUUGAAUCCUAAAACACCAUCAGUGCAAACCUUUAUGAGCCGAUUUUUAGAAUUGGUUAAUUAUUUUUAAUAAUCAAACUUGUGGUCAGAUAAGUCACUUAUGUGCAGACUUAAAGCAAAGAUCAGUUUAGCAUUGUCGCCAUACAAAACAUUUUUAUACAGUCUUCCUAUGUUUUUAAAUUGAUUUAAACCGCACAUACACACCAUUAGACUGGUCCCAGAUCUGUUUGUGCUCUCUUGCCCGACUCCUACGGUUGUGGCGUGAACCAAUCUGGGAUAAAGCUACACCAUCAUUACUGGUGCUUAAGACUGCAAGCCAGGAGAAGCCAGUCCCAUUGCUGGGCUGUGUUAGGUAUUUUAAGGUGCUUAUAUUUGAGCCCACUUCUGACAGCUAUUCAUACGGUCAGUCACUUCAUCUCUCAACUUUUGUCUCUCAGUUUUGUGACAUGACGGCUCCAAGCCACACCGCUUUCGGUCUUUGUUAUUGCUGUACGUAAGUUUAUGGCCUCGUUCCAGGCUGACUACAUUGCAGUAGCCAGUUCUCCCAACACAUGGAUAGGUGUUAAACAUAUUGACUUACUGCAUGAGCUGCUCUAGCAAUAUGAAAGACAUGGCACAGAACCAUUGGUUGAUGUGAGCAGCGCGACUGCAAUAUAGGCAGCCUGGAACACAUCUCUUUCUGUGACUUGUUCAUGCAGCAAUAGAGCGCUUUCAAGUGAACUUGGGGCCUACUUUGGAUUAGUUCACUGCCACUGAACAAUGGGCCUUUCAGAUCACGUGGACAAGACUUUGGCCGCGUUACAGACCGACUACAUUGCGGUUGCCUGCCAGAUCUCACAACGCCUGGAUAGGUUUUUAACAUACAGCUAACCGCAUCAUUUGAUAUAGCAAUCUGAUGGUCGGCUGCUAAGUUGGUUGCUGCAUGCAGCACGACUGCAAUGUAGUCGGCCUGGAACGCGACCAUGAGGGAGGUAGCGAUUUAUGCAGGAAAAUGGCAGUGUUGUGGCGUCAUUGCGUCAAAAGAGAUUUGUUUGAGGCAGCACUUACUGUGAUUUGUUUAGCUUGUUUGCAACGCCAAAUGGUUUUGACGGCUGCUGUACUGUACCUCAGGACCUUUUGUUGUGCCUUUUCAGCGGUAGCAGUGGAAGAGAUUCACAUCUUUUUUUUUAAAACCUUUUUUUCCCGAAGUAGUUUCUGUUUCUUAUACAGUUAAAGAGCUUGUUUUUUAAAUGCUUUGUGAGAAUCCACAACUAAGAGCUAGCUCCUACACUUUAAAACACAUAGUAUUGGUCAGUUGAAAGGCAAGCUAAUGGCUUAAUCCUUCAAUCACUUGAAUGCAAAAUGAUUUGUAUUUGUUCAGUCUUUGUUCAAUAAUGUUUGUCUAUGGUCAAUGGCAAUUGAUCAUAAUGUACAAUAUUGUUUCUGCAAAGUCUGUUGGUGUGAGAUCUUUCUGUCAAUCAGUUGGGUUUAAGGGGAGAUGUGGAGGGGUGAAGGUUCAGGGAUAUCGGUGUGAGAAGUUACCUUUUUUUUAUAGAGUACUCUCGCUUGUCAAUCAGUGUGCAGACUGAUGUAGUAUUGGGACAUCUGGGUUUAACUCAUUUGUACAUUCUCUGUCUUUGUUGGAAGCUUACCUGGUGACUUUCUUUCACUUGUCCAAUCCUUUAAAAUCAAAGGAAACUACUUUGGGCCCUUUCACCUUCCCUGAUUAUAACACAUCUGGAUGAAUUUGAGACAAUUUAGCAAAACAUUUUUUUUAACGACAUCACAUCCUGAUAUCAAACUUCGAUAUGAUUUACCACACCAGAGAAACUAUUGAAAACCGGCAUGUCCAUGGUAGGAUACAUUGUUGACACUUGGGUCUAUUCCUAGGUCCCUGUUUGUAGGCAAAAGGCAGGCUGCCAGGCCCAGAGCCCCUAGACGAUUUGCAGUUAAUACAUUCCUCUCAAUUCACACUUUUCACUGGGUACAUUAUUUACCUUUAGGAUUACGCAAGCACCUCACGUGAUUGUUCAACUCAUCCAUGUUUUUGCAUGUAAUUUCCCCCAACUAAUUGGAACUAGUGGAAUAUAUAGUACAUGGAUACAUUUUUCCUAAAUUAACCUUCAUUUUAGUAUGAUUAUUUUCUUUUGAUUUUACAGAAAUGCUGCAUUGCACUCAUCUUCCUUAUUGUCUGUGUAAAGAGAUUGACACGUCAUCUUCGAGUUGAGUCAUUUAAGUAAUUUUAUCUUGUUUUUUGUUUUAAAUUGCUCUUAAUACUCUCCAGAGAGAGAGAAUCGGCUACAUUGAAAGGUGAAUUGAUAUGCAGGUGGUUAUUAUGAAUAAAGAAAAACAAAUAAAAAAUGUAUGUACAAUCAUUUCCACCCUGAAUCAUUGGUCUUAUAUUUUAGGCUUUAUAAGUGUUGUGACUUCCUUCAUUAAUCUGAUGACUUAAUUUUUUAAUCCACUAACUGUUUAAUUUUUACCUGAAUAAAUUAAUCAUGUAACAAUUAACUCAUUAGGAUUUGGGGCACCACGGAAGAAGUUGCUUAAAGAUUUACCAUUUCCAGAAUUAAACUACAUAUAUACAGUU